AUGUAUAAGGGAAGCACUGUCUGUUACACUGAAAAUAAAACUGAUCAGCUUUGUGAGAGAGACUUAAGGAGAUCAGCAGUCCUCAGGUUUCUUCUCUCCACAAAGGCGAGCCACAAACUGCUCUCAUCCUGUCAGCUGGAGACUCACGCUGUGGACCUGGAAGUUCCGUUUCCAAAGCCCUGUUCUUCCCAAAGAGAAGGCAGACCAUCAAAACAGAUGAAAGAACAGAUCAGUUCUCAGAUGACUUACCAAGGUCUGAUUUUGAGUGUGGUCUUUAUCAUGCUCUGCAGGACAGAAGCGGACACAGUGACACAGAAAAACGUGGUGAAGGUGGGUGGCAACGGGACCUUGAGCUGCCUCCUGAUGGAAUCACAUGAUAUUCUGCAAGUUACAUGGCAGAAGAAAAAUACUGGAGUGAAUGAAAAUUUGGCCACAUACAGUGUAUCUAAAGGAGUAAAUAUUGUUGAAACAUAUCGAGGUCGAUUAAAUUUCACACGCCUGUCACUAAAUGAUACGGCCAUUACCCUCUGGAGAGUUACAAUCCAGGAUGACGGAUGUUACACAUGCCUCUUUAAUACCUUUCCCUCUGGAGCCAUCGUACAAGACACCUGCUUGACUGUCUAUGAGCAGCUGAGAGGAUCUCUCCAUUAUGUCGUCUCUGAAGGUAACUUGACAGCCACUUGUUCUGCUAAUGCCUGGCCUCGUCCUGUGAUCUCCUGGAUUGUGCCAAAAGCUGAGAGUGAAAAGACAGAAGAGGUGGUCACGCACCCCAAUGGAACAGUGUCCGUCAUCAGCAAACUCUAUUUCAACAGUUCUACAAGCCUGGCAGGCCAAUUGCUGAUCUGCAGAGUACGGCACAUGGAGGAAGACAGAGAUUACAGUGUGAAAGUGAAAGAGGGCAGGUGGUUUUCAGUUCCUUGGUUGCUGACCUCAGUGGCCCUACUGGUAGUGUUCGUUGUGUUGGUUCUGACUGUGGUGUGCUGGAGAAGACGCAGGAAAAAGCAAAGCGGAGGAUUGUCUGGCUAUGUGGACUCUCUCCUCACCAGCACUCUCAGCUAUCUUCGAGACACCACUGACUUCCUGAGGAAACUACAGUCCAUCAGUGAACUUCCAGAAAACACCAUCCUGGCCACUAUGGAUGUAGAAGCCCUGUACACCAACAUUCCACACAAAGAUUCAUAG
Emys orbicularis (European pond turtle) is the source of this 1182-nucleotide messenger RNA. Its product is annotated as OX-2 membrane glycoprotein-like. Gene Ontology annotation, cellular component: neuronal cell body; axon; cell surface. Lineage: Eukaryota; Metazoa; Chordata; Testudines; Emydidae. The coding region runs from base 1 to 1182 and encodes 393 amino acids. The transcript has 8 exons. Gene Ontology annotation, molecular function: cell-cell adhesion mediator activity. Gene Ontology annotation, biological process: negative regulation of neuroinflammatory response; heterotypic cell-cell adhesion. The record is from RefSeq and is a predicted model, not a curated record.